AACGUCAGCUAUUCGUUCAAACCAAGAUGGCAGCCUCCUUAUAGGUAUGGAAGUACCAUAAUCUUGAUUACUCUUAUUGCUGAUAGUGCAGCUUUGUAGUGAAAAUGUGACCUUUACACUGUUAACUAUGAAAAAUUCUGGCAGCUGUGGUGGCUCCCAUAAAGUGCCAAUGGAUUUCGGAAAGGCGUACACCUAAUCGCCGCGAAUGACGGCUGUUCGCCUUUGUCGAGGCCGAACAUUGGCCUUUGUGCUGGGAGCCAAUCUCUUGUUCGUUGGGCUCCUGAUCGCUCUGACGGGGAGUCGCGGUCCUACCAGCGACCCAGACAAUACACUUGCUGGCGCCGGAAGCAGUAACGUCGCAGGGGGUGCCCAAGGGACUGCGGUAGAAGGAUCGGCCUGGUCUGUGUACAGACUGCCGCGGUCAACGCCAGCCAUCCUAAAAGCCAAGUACUUCAAGCUGAUCGAAGGCAAAUACUGCAGCUUUCUGAAUUCUGAUCCGUCCCGUUCACUGAUAUACAAACACUGUGUUUGUCGGACUGGGUUCUUUGGUGCCGACUGUGGGGUACCGCAUUUUUUCUGGUCGCAGCUGUUACACAAUGGAACGAAACCAAUGAUACUGACACGACUUCAAGAACCUCGUCGCGUGAUCGAGUUCAAGUUCUAUGAAAACUCAUCUCCAGGUUCAUCAGCUACUUCCACAAGCUCCGUCUCCCCUGGAGUUACUAUUUCAUCAGACAAUUUUUCUAGUAGCAGCAGCAACAGCAGCAACGGUUCAUCUUCGCUUGUGCAGAAUAGGACUGUAUGCUACAAUAGUACCGUGAUGAACUCGACAACGGACGCGUUUGGCUUUUAUCGAGAACAACCUGAUUUACAAGUGUACACAGGACCAAGUCAGGCAAAUUUUUCCUGUUCAUCACCCCGCAUUACGGCAUUUUCCUGUCCGACGCUACUUUGCUGUUGGAACCGAUUUUGGAUGCAAGCAUCGGAGUUGUCGUUUACCGAUCUAGUAGUUCUAGAUAUAGGUGAACCGUCCAUAGGGUCUUCUCUACCCGGUGAAGUGUUAGACUUUCUGAAGUUUUAUGAAGGCUACCCUGAGGUUUUGUUGAUUCGACGCGGCCCGUCAGUUUCACUCGUGGCUAGUUUCAAUUCGGUGGCAGUUGAGUGUAAUUUUGAUGUCAAAUGCAUAGCGUCGUGCGAAAGUUCCAAGUUCCAGGUGAUCAGUCUCGAUCUCUGAGCGGAGAACUCAAUCGUGCACGACACCGUCCCACCUCGGCCGAGGGGCCGGUGGCCAUUAUCGAAUAGCGAAGACAUGUAAAAGAAGGGAGAAAAUACCCGUCUGUUACCUAGAAAUUAUAGAAAUUAAAAGAAUGUUUAAACUGAACGUCCAGUAAUGGCUGCGCAAAUGACGGACGAUGAAAGCGUGCCAUUCGAACGCGUAGAAGGUUAAAAAUAGGUAUAACGUUAAAUGUAUUAUAUAUCAUGCAGAGAAUAACGACUCGAGAAAAAGGGUCGAAUCAGCGCAGCCAAGAUGUCGCCCAUGGUUAUAUUUGACAGAUAAUGCAGCAAAUAUUCAGAAAGUUAUAUGGGUAACACGACUUAUGUAGAAUUUCAAAGAAUCAGUGGGAGGUUGGGACGAUUUAUUAAAAGUUUUUUGAAGAUAAAUCAAAUAGUCUAUAUCGGGGAUUAAUUAAAGUAGCAAAAUUACAAGUAUAAGACAAAUAUUAUCAAGAAGUUUUUAUAAUAUUAAGUCUGCGUGAGCAUGACUAUAGGAUAAGCUACUAUUUUGAUAUUGGGUCGAAGCUAAUCCAUCCCUUACAAAUUUCAAUGAUCCUCUAAUCUUGGCAAGAUAGCGGGAUUUCAAAUGAUUGCAGGAUACGGGUAAGUAUGGUAAACGCAUGUGAGGGCUCGUUAUCUGCGUCAGAGGAGACUGUUAGCUAGCUACUGGUCUACUAUCAGGGUACGUUGGAUAUAUAGAAGAAAUAGAAAAACUGAAUAAUCAAGAAAACUAUUGCAAAAUGAGGGUUCUAAUUGCAGCUAGGUUAUGCGAGGCGGACUUUUAUAUUAGCAUGUACUUUUACAUUUGUACGUUUCUAUUUUUGUCUAGAAUAAAUAACAGGUGAGGCGAAUGUAUAUUUGUCUAGCACUGAGUAAGAGUCUGACAAACAAAAUUGUUACAGUAAAUAUUUUUUGUACGUUGACUGAAACGCAUUCUGUCGGCAGUAUCAAACAAACAUUUUUAACCGCGCAUUAUGACAAUAAGAAACUAAUUACCAUCACAAAUUUCACAACGAUAUCUAAAAUUUUCAUUAAUAAUACCUUGACUAUUACGCAUUUCAGUACCAACCACCAGUCUCACCCAAAUCUUAAAACUAUUUUUACAUUUGUAGAGAUUCACCUUAUUGUCUGUGAUUGUUCGUCAGUGCUGAAACACAAGGUAGUCAAAGGUUCGUUUAUAUGUGUAAGGACCCUAUACAAGCUAAAGGAUAUAGCAUAUGGGCAACGAAGCCUUGGCUCAGGCUUUAGGUAAGCUGAACCUUUGCGCAGUAGCAUCAACUGUGAGGCGCAAAUGAAGGUAGCUUAGGCGAUUAAACAUCGCCUUUUUUAAAGUCUAACGAUGCGAGAAAGUAGCGAGGAGCCAAAGGAGUGUUUCGAAAAAGAUACGAUUACAGCCUUACAGGAGCAAUAAUGCAUAGUAUCCUCGUUUGCAUCAGUAAAAUCCGAGCUGACUCGAUAAUUUUAUACUACACAAAUUAUGCAUUCCCAUCCGCUCCUCACCGAUUGCCAUUAUAUCCCACAUGGCAAUUUUCUCUAGGAUGUAGGAAUCUGAAUAGGAAGAGCGAUAGACGUUAGUUAGCUUCUUAAUAAUGGCGUGGGUCGAUGUAGGUGGUGCAACAUUCGCGCUGGAAUUCUUUCGAAAAUUAGGCGGGCUGCAUCUGAAUGGCUAACUGUUGGUCCACAACGAAUACGCAACGCGCUAGUACCUUGAGCAGCCGCUGUGCUCCGUAAAUCACUGAAGAGCCCCCCGUCGACACCCUUUCCACUCAUUUUCUCCCUGUGUUAACACAAACGGGUAUGCAUUUAACGGGCAGACUGGGAUCCAGAACCUCGAAAGUUGUUAUUAAAGUGUACCGUGUGCAACAUGCCAAUUAGAAUCCGAGGCACAGUCAUCUACCUGCAAGUCAAUUUUGUCUAGUCGAAAGGUUGAAGCAAUUCUGAAAGAAUUAUCUAUCUGAAAUAUGUAUGAAUAAGAAACGGCAGGGCGUGAGCGCAACAGUAUAUAUUUGAAGAGAGAUGUCGACUGUACUUGGCUGUCUAUGUGUACAACUUCGUGUAAGGCUUAAUUAAAAUUUGCAAGGGAGAAUUCUCGAAUAUUUAAAGUAUUGGAUGGCGCCAAAACACAGUAACGCGGAACUGGGAUAAAUUAACGAGAGCUUCUAUGUUCAAGUCGACUAAUUAAAAUAAUUUGAAAAACAUUUUUAGUUAUUUCAGCUAAAUUCAUAGCUGAACUACAAAAGUUUUUAUAAUACAAGGCUAAUUUGUGGAUUCUCCACCACUCAGAUCCACGAGGAGUCACUUUUCGCGUAGCACAAACAUCGAUGACGAACACUUUGCUCGUUAAUCGAUAGCAGGACCCGCAGUAGAAUAUCAAGAAAUUUUUUGGUACUGCAGCCAGGCCUAGUGCUAGGCUUGUCUUCUGUGUGACAUCGGAUUAAUUAUACUUGGGCACAGUUGACCCUUUGUUAUUUAGGGUAAAUUAUAUUGGCAACAGCAUAACAAUGGCAAAGUAUCCCUUUCUCCCCUACUGGAAUUACAAAAAAUCAUUCAAUUAGUUGAUUAUCUAGCAUAUGGUCAAAGAACGUAAAACAAAAAAAAAA
Varroa destructor (honeybee mite) is the source of this 3875-nucleotide messenger RNA. RefSeq lists its product as uncharacterized. NCBI's taxonomy places the organism in Eukaryota, Metazoa, Arthropoda, Arachnida, Mesostigmata, Varroidae. The record is from RefSeq and is a predicted model, not a curated record.